AUGGCAAAGAAAUAUUAUACCGACAUUGAAUUAGAAGAAAUUCUUUGUAGAAGCGACGACAGCGACGAAGAAUACGAAGCGUUUCCUUCAAACGACGAACUAUCUGAAGCUGAAAAUCAAGAGGAAAGCCAAAGAAAUUAUAUGAUGGAAAUUGACUCGAGCUCUAGCAGUGAAGAUGAAGAAACCCCUCGUCCUCCACAAGGCAGAUUUGACUGUGACGUUUCUAAUGAAGACGAAAUUUUAGAAGCUGAAGAAUUACAAAAAGUUGGUACCAGUUCAACUUCUUGUAAUUCUUCAGCUCAACAAAAAAGUUUAGAUAAAUUGGUGAAAGACGAUUUUGUCAUCGUGAAGUUUGAAAUCACUUCAUCAAAAAGAAAUUUAUAUUACGUUGGACAGAUAAUAAGGGCACAACGCGUAACGAAAGAUUUGUUCAAGGGAAGUGAACAAAAAAAUCAGAUUGCUUCGAAAGCGAAUAAAUAUCAGCCAAAGAAAAAAACCAAGAAAGUAUUAGAAAAAUGGUAUUGUCACGUUUGUGAUGAAGAUGAAGUGGCAAAUAUGCGACUAUGCAAUAUGUGUCUUCGGUAUGUUCACGAAGAUUGUGUAGGUUUAACCGUGAAGGAUAAAGAAUCUUUCUUUAUAUGUCCCUCGUGUUCUGACUGA
Messenger RNA from Ceutorhynchus assimilis (cabbage seed weevil), 660 nucleotides. The record is from the annotation of a GenBank genome assembly. Lineage: Eukaryota; Metazoa; Arthropoda; Insecta; Coleoptera; Curculionidae.